Messenger RNA from Paraglomus brasilianum, 537 nucleotides. Lineage: Eukaryota; Fungi; Glomeromycota; Glomeromycetes; Paraglomerales; Paraglomeraceae. The record is from the annotation of a GenBank genome assembly.
AUGGCACUAUCCAUUGUAAUGGACAACUACAACUUAACCAAAAUUUUCAGCAGGCAUUUCCUCCUCCCAUACAUUGGGGAGGCGGGCGAGCUUAUACCUCAAGCCGCCACGACUCAACUCCGAAAAAUUUACAAGCUUCCCUUGAGGCCGUCAACGAUAGACGGCAACUCUAAUGUUCCAGCAACGAAAUUAAGACAACGGCCUUGCCGGAAAGAAAACGGUAACAACCCUGCCGGAAAGAAAAAGGACCAGGCCGUCAACAAGAUAGACGCCAACUCUAAUGGUCCGCCAACAAAAUUAAGGCAACGACCCUGCGGAAAGAAAAAGGACCAGGCUGUCAACAUGAUAGACGCCAACUCUAAUGAAAAGAAAAAGGACCAGGCCGUCAACAUGAUAGACGCCAACUCUAAUGGUCCGCCAACGAAUCAGGCCAACGAUCCCGCCGAAAAGAAAAGAUCGAUCCUCAUUAUCACUGAGGAAAGAGAAACUGCCCUCAACACAAUAGACGGCAACUCUAACGCUUUGCCAACGAAUUAA